AUGUGCCUCGUCUCAUCCUUGAACACCAACAACAUGUUCCUUAUCUGUGAAGGUGAUCCGGUGAACGAGAUGUUUUUUAUCAUCCGAGACAAAGUCAAAAGUUCGAUGAUCAACGGCGAUCAGACAGGGUUUUACAAUUCCAUAACACUGGGCCCUGGUGACUUUUGUGGAGAAGAGUUGCUGACAUGGGCCUUGGUUCCGAAUUCCGACUCCUUAAACCUUCCAUUGUCGACCCGAACGGUGAAGUCGAUUUCCGAAGUCGAGGCCUUCACCCUCCGCGCCUGGGAUCUCAGAUACGUGGCGAAGCAAUUCAAGCGAAUGCAUAGCAAGCAACUGCAACACGCAUUCAUAUACUAUUCCCACCAGUGGAGGACGUGGGGAGCUUGUUUCAUCCAAGCUGCUUGGAGACGGUACAAGAGGAAAAAGAUGGCCAUUGAGCUAGCAAAACAAGAGAACUUAUUCGACGACAUGGACAAUAGCAGCGAGGGAUUAUUAGCCAUCGCAGAAGACGAUGACGGCGAGGCUGGAUCACCGGAUACCCACGAGCAGGUCCAACAACCUGAUCUUGGUGUCACCCUACUGGCUUCUAAAUUUGCUAAAAACACUAGGAAAGGAUCACAGAGGAUGAUGUCACGGCUUGGCCAUGAUGAUUCCAUGUUAAAAAUGCCCAAAAUGUUUAAGCCCGUGGAGCCUGAUUUCUCUGCCUUGUAG
Hibiscus syriacus is the source of this 711-nucleotide messenger RNA. RefSeq names its product probable cyclic nucleotide-gated ion channel 16. The coding region runs from base 1 to 711 and encodes 236 amino acids. The record is from RefSeq and is a predicted model, not a curated record. The transcript has a single exon. Lineage: Eukaryota; Viridiplantae; Streptophyta; Magnoliopsida; Malvales; Malvaceae.